Molecule: messenger RNA, 1446 nt
Organism: Microthlaspi erraticum
Lineage: Eukaryota; Viridiplantae; Streptophyta; Magnoliopsida; Brassicales; Brassicaceae
Source: the annotation of a GenBank genome assembly
AUGUACCAGAGGGAAUGGAAACCCUUUGGGCAUGGACUCGGUCGAGCUAGGCAAACUCGACCGAUUGGUCAAGGAGAUGCUCCAAACCGCCACCAACAGAGACAAGGGAUUGUUCCACCACCAGUGCAGAACCACAACUUUGAGAUCAAGCUGGGAAUGAUCAACCUUGUCCAGAACAAGAUGUUCCAUGGAUUGCCAAGUGAAGACCCCAUUGACCACCUUGAUGAGUUUGAUAGGCUUUGUGAUUUGACAAAGAUCAAUGGUGUCUCUGAAGAUGCCAUCAAGCUGAGACUCUUUCCUAUGUCUCUAGCUGACAAAGCUCACCAAUGGGAGAAGAGCUUGCCCCAUGGCACAAUCACUACUUGGGAUGAAUGCAAGAAGGCCUUUCUUGCUAAAUUUUUCUCCACCGGUCGCACAGCCAAGCUUAGAGGAGAGAUAUCCAGCUUCAUCCAGCGAAACAAUGAGACAUUCGCAGAGGCUUGGGAGAGGUAUAGGGAGAUGCUAGACACAGCUAGCAAUGGGAACUUCCUCAACCAGGAUGUAGAUGAUGGCUGGCAACUUGUGGAGAACAUAGCUAACUCAAAUGGAAGCUAUGGAGAAGAGUAUGAUCGCACCAACCGGAGCUCGACCCACCACUCGAUCGAGUCAGACGAAAAGUUGAGAAAAGAUGUUAAGGCAUUGAAUGAGAAGUUGGAUAAGCUGAUCCUAGCUCAGUCCACAAUGAAGAAAGUCAACUUUGUGUCUGCUGAGGAGAUGGAACCAGUCCAAGAAGGGGAGGAUACACAAUUUGCUGAGGUGUGCUACAUGAGCAAUGGGCAAGGAGGUUACAACAAAGGAUACUAUAACUACAAGUCCAACCCUGCCAUGUCAUACCGCAACACUGAUGUUGCUAACCCUCAGGACCAAGUCUAUCCUCAACAACAAGCAGCUCGAUCGAGUCAAGGCUUUCCCCACCAACCGCCCCAGCCUGCACCUUCACAAGAGAAUGAGCUCAAGGCAAUGCUAAAGCAACUACUUCAAGGGCAAGCUGAUGGGGUAGUGGACACAAGCAAGAAGCUAGCUGAAAUAAACUCUAAGAUCGAGAACCUCAACACAAGGGUUUACUCUCUGGAGAAUCAUGCUUCUUCUGUUGCUGCUGCUACAAAGCAAGGACAACUACCUGGUAAAGCUAUUCAGAACCCCAAGGAACAGUGCAAGGUCAUCUUCACUCAAGAAGGACUUGUUGAAGAAGAGGAUCAAGAAAGGGUCAUUGAAGAUUUUUGUUUACUGCUGAAUGAUGAAGAGAUUGUUGCUGCUGAGGCUCCUGGAGUCCAGAUUGAUCAACCAGAAGUGCAUGCACCUACUGUGGCCAUUCACACUUCACCAGUUGAGCUCGCACGACAAGCUCGAUCGGCAGCUCGAUCGAGUCCUCUAGCUCGAUCGAGUCCGACAGCCUGUUUUGCUUGA